CGGCACCCUAGCGCCCUCUAUAGGCCAGCCGCCACUGCUUAUAAUUGUAAUGAAUCGCGUUUUUAAUGCGCUCGACGUUGCCAGAAGGGAUCUCGCAGCGCAGCGCAACGACAAUGUUCUGCGAGUCACCAGGAGCACGUUCCGGAGGCGUCGGAGGGCACCAACAACGGGGGCAUCAAAUGAAUCUGCCGGAGUUUGGAGGGUGAGACUUUUUCUGUUGGCAUUGGCGGACCAAUCCGUCCUUCCAGCACCUACAGAGAGCAGCCGACUGUCAAGAGAAGGUUUAGGAAUCCCAGCUCAUGACCAGCAAGGGGUUGUUUCAGAACGAAGCUAUGUCAAGCUCUCAAUGACUCUUUUAGAGUUCAACAGCUAUGUUUGUCAAAGUUUUCCUACAAUUCCCUUGAAUAUGAUUGGGUUCACUCUGGCAAGAGCUGGCAACUCCAGGCUACUAACGCAACUGCAGGCUACUACUAUGGCAGACCUUAAAAGAUCUGUUGGCAGGAGCAGGGUUUAUAUAAUCCCGCAGGCAGACAUACCAACAUUGUUAGUGAUGGCCUCAUCUUCUGCCUCUGCGGCCCUUAGACCUGCAGGAGCACCCUCUGCCGCCUCUACCUCGGCCACUGAUUCAGAAGGAGCAGCCUCGGCCGCCUCUACCUUGGCCACUGAUUCAGAAGGAGCACCCUCUGCCUCGGCCGCCUCUACCUUGGCCACUGAUUCAGAAGGAGCACCCUCUGCCUCAAGGAGCACCCUCUGCCUCGGCUGCCUCUACCUCGGCCGCCACUGA
Molecule: messenger RNA, 784 nt
Organism: Gymnodraco acuticeps
Lineage: Eukaryota; Metazoa; Chordata; Actinopteri; Perciformes; Bathydraconidae
Exons: 6
Coding region: 50-784 (244 amino acids)
Source: RefSeq, a predicted model, not a curated record